This is a messenger RNA of Scylla paramamosain (green mud crab), 3861 nucleotides long. RefSeq lists its product as uncharacterized. Gene Ontology annotation, cellular component: plasma membrane. The transcript is spliced from 2 exons. NCBI's taxonomy places the organism in Eukaryota, Metazoa, Arthropoda, Malacostraca, Decapoda, Portunidae. Gene Ontology annotation, molecular function: D-type glycerophospholipase activity. The record is from RefSeq and is a predicted model, not a curated record. Bases 284 to 2581 code for a protein of 765 amino acids. Gene Ontology annotation, biological process: phospholipid catabolic process.
AGCGUUGUUGGUGUUGGGUAGUGUUGGCAGGAGUGGAGUGAGGAGUGUGUGUGUGUGGAGUCUCGCGGUACAGUUGGUAGGAGUGGCCAGUGUGGCGCCAGCUGAUAGAGAGGGUGUGGCCAGCUUCUGUAGAUGCCGCGGGUGUGUCGCUGACCGGUGCCCUGUUGUGAGCCCCUUCCCCACGUCUGCUGCAUGCCCUUGUAUACAUACAGUAGUGCACCAGUGUCUUGCUUCACUCCUAGCCUUAAGAAACACCACCACCACCACCACCACCACCACCACCAUGGCCAUGCUCAGGGGUUACCUUUACGUGGAUCUCAUUGAGGCAGAUAACCUACCUGACUGUGACACUGCGUUCUUCAAUAUCGAUCCCAAGGAUACAUCAGAUGCUUUUGCCCAGAUCAAGAUUGGUAGCUCUGUCAUCUGCAAGACAGCAGUGAUUAAUAAUGACCUUUCCCCCAAGUGGCAGGAGUCCCACAGGAUUCCUGUGUGUCACAAAGCAGAUGAACUACAGAUCCAGGUGCUUGACAAGGACCACUUUAGUGCUGGAACACUUGGGGAGGUAAGCAUCCGCCCAGAAGACCUCUUGGAUGGGGAGACACUCGAGGGCUGGUAUCCACUGUCUGGUUGUGAUGGACGCAUCAAUAUCACAUUGAAUUAUGUUCCCAAGGAGGCAAUUGAAGCCACGUUUGAAGUGCCAGAUUGUUACUUCCCUCUCCGUGAAGGGUGUGGUGUCACCCUGUACCAAGAUGCUCAGUGCCCUGCCAUACCUUUCUUUGAGGGUGUCCCAACAGCCACUGGAGAACCCUAUGAACCUCCCUGUGCCUGGAAGGACCUCUAUUAUGCACUCACUAAUGCCCAGAGGUUCAUUUAUAUCACAGGAUGGAGUGUUUACACUGACAUAACGCUGGUGAGGGUAGAGGGUGAGGAGGAGGAGGAAGGUGCAGGAGAGACUGUGGGAGAGCUACUAAAGAGAAAGGCUGAAGAGGGUGUUAGGGUGCUGGUGAUGGUGUGGAAUGAGAAGAUGAGCACUGGUGUCACUGCAGGCUUCAUGGGCACCCAUGAUGAGGAAACACGGGCCUACUUUGAGGAUUCAGAGGUGCACGUGGCAGUGGUGCCUCGAGUCAAGCUGCUGGAGGGCGUAGCUGCCUUCUUCCAAGACCAAUUUUCCCAGACCUGCUAUACUCACCACCAGAAGACGGUUAUCCUGGACUGUCCACCUGCAGACGAUGAGGAGCUGCCACGAAUCCAGGCUUUUGUUGGGGGUCUGGAUAUCACUGAUGGCCGCUAUGACACACCAGAGCAUGAACUGUUCAGAACAUUGCAUUCUCUCCACCAGGGUGACUUUUAUAAUGGUGUAACCACCACCACCUGUGAUGAAGGCCCUCGCCAGCCUUGGCAUGACAUCCACUGCCAUGUUAGUGGCCCAAUAGCUCAGGAUAUAAUGGAUAACUUUACUGAGCGCUGGCGAAGGCAGGUCAGUGAUCAGGAGUCAGUAUUGCUCCCAAUCUCAGAGGAAGAGUUCCUAAUAGAUACACCAAUAGUCUGUGAUGAGGCAGAGGCUUGGAGUGUCCAGUUGUUCAGGUCCAUCACUUCUGAUUCUGCUCUGUUUAAUUUUGACAGAAUACAUGCUAUUCCUAAGAGGAAGGGAAAGUAUGUCGAUGACAGCAUUCACCGGGCAUACAUCCACCACAUCCGCCGUGCAGAUAGCUUCAUCUUUGUGGAGAAUCAGUACUUCCUGGGGUCUGCCUACAGCUGGAAUGAUGAGCAGAGUACCAAGGCCCAUCAUCUCAUUCCACAGGAGAUCACACAGCGAAUUGUGGAGAAAAUUAAUGCUGGGGAGCACUUUGUUGCAUAUAUUGUGGUGCCCAUGUUUCCAGAAGGAGAUCCCACCAGUGCCCCAGUGCAGGAGAUCCUCCAUUGGCAGCACCGCACCAUGGAAAUGAUGUACGCAGGCAUUGCAGAGGCUAUUGAAGCCAAUGAACUAGAUACUCAUCCCAGAGACUAUCUUACAUUUUUCUGCCUGGGCAAGGGUGAGUGCCCUGAGGACAUUCCUGAGGAUCUACCAUCACCAGAACCUGAAACUCCUGCCAGUGUGCUGCGGGAAAAGGCUCGUCUUAUGAUAUAUGUUCAUUCCAAGAUGAUGAUUGUGGAUGAUGACUACAUCAUUGUGGGAUCAGCCAACAUCAACCAGCGCAGCAUGGGUGGCACCCGUGACACAGAGAUCGCUGUGGGUGCCUUCCAGCCAAUGCAGACACGGGAAGUGUGUGGGGAGCCUCGUGGGGGAGUGUUCCAGUUCAGGAUGGCACUGUGGGGAGAGCACCUUGGGGGCUUGGAGGAGGUAUUUUACAAUCCAGGUUCCCUUGACUGUGUGCGUGCUGUCAAUGAGUUUGCAGAUGCCAACUGGCAAGCCUAUGCAGCAGAUGAGCCCUGCAGAAUUGACAGUCACUUACUGGCCUAUCCAGUUUCAGUGGGACAAGAUGGGUCAGUGACUUCCUUAGAAGGGUCAGAGAACUUCCCAGACACAGAAGCUCCUGUACUGGGAUGCCCAAACUUUCUUCCUAACAAGCUUACCACAUAAGAAAGCUGCUCAAUAUACUUUGUAGUAUUUGCUGCUAACAGUAUCCAAUUGGUGAUAGCUUACAUGUGCCUGAUUACUGAACCUCAUGUGCUUUAUGUGAUAAAAAUAAAUUCAGAGUUUCUGUUUAUAGUUAUUCUUAGUGGUGGCUGCUGUAAAUUAGUGAAAUUGUGUUCAAAUUAUCAUAUGGGUUGCUUUAUUUUUUAUAGAAUAUACCUACAUGAUAAUGUGAAAUAUAAUGCAAGAUGGUCAUUUAUGAUUGGGCUAUAUCACUUAAUAGAGUUAGAAAUAAUAAUGCAUGAAUCUGCUUCCACAGCUGCAACCCAGAGAUACCUGCCAAAGAUAGGGCUAGCUAAUUGUAAUUAUUUACAGUUCUUGAGAAGCAGCUGAGAUGUUCAUGAUGACGCUUAUUUUGCAGAAAUUUUCUGCAACAAGUAUGUAAGUGCAGCUAAAGUAACACAAGGUCUGUUAGUAUUUGGUCUUAUUUAAGAUUUGGCUGUGCAAUGAUUUUGUGACUGGUAUUGUGUUCAGGGAAAAUGGUAUUAAUAAUUCAUAUAGAAAGCUAGUUUUAUUUGUAUAGCAUCAAUGUUUAAGAUGUGUCUGUUGUGACUUGCUGAUAGUGUAAUUAAGGAAGAAUACAUUUUAUGAUGAAAGUUCUUGGAGAAAUAUUGCAUUUACUGUUGCACAUAGCUUUUUAGUCCAUUGCAAAACAAAUUUAGAAGCAGUGUUUGACAUAUACUUUACAUUAGAAAUAUGUUCAGAUAUUGUCUUAUAAUUCAUCAGAUUCUUGUUUGUUCAUCCAAACUGCAGUAUUAAAGGUCUAUUGUUCUAUGAUCAGCAUGUAUUUACCUUACAUGACUUACAACUUGAUUAGUGAGUUGUGGAACAUUAGGUUUGUGCCUUUAUGAUGGUGGUGAUGAUGGUGUGUGGCUGGGUAUCCAAGGUCAAAGUGUUCAUCAAAGUGUUCAGAGUAGUGAAGGAAAGGUCAGCACAACUUUAAUAUUUUUGGAAGUACAAUUAAUCCCUGAAAAGUGAUUGAUUAUGCACUGUUAGAUUAUAACAGUCAUAGUUUGAAGCAAAUUUAUUUAGUUUACAGAUGUGUGUAACUUGUCAGCAUGUGUGUGAUUUCUGUCUUAUGAUUCACCAUUCACAUUGAGACUUUGACAUUUCUCCCUCAUAUGAUAUAAAAGUGCUAUGUCUAGCUUCCUUGUUAUUUAUAUCUUUCAGAGCAUGUUCUUAAUUUUGUACCUAGAGAACAAAAUUAAUGUUGUUUUCCACAGUUA